This is a messenger RNA of Lolium perenne, 993 nucleotides long. Its product is annotated as protein TIC 22-like, chloroplastic. Gene Ontology annotation, biological process: protein transport. Gene Ontology annotation, cellular component: chloroplast. NCBI's taxonomy places the organism in Eukaryota, Viridiplantae, Streptophyta, Magnoliopsida, Poales, Poaceae. The record is from RefSeq and is a predicted model, not a curated record.
GGAGGACUGAGCUCCCCCUUCAUCGACCUCGUCCCUUCCCACCGGCCACCGCCAUGGCUUUCAGCUUCCCAUGGCUCAAGAACCCCGCCUCCACAUCGACCACAAACCCUAGCCCCAGCGCCCGCAACCCGUUCCUCCCCAUCCAGACCCACCUCACCUCCUUCCUUUCCUCCCUCCCCUUCCCACGGCCCAUCCCAUCCCUCUCCUCGCCGCCGCCGGCGGCGUCCGCGGCGGCUCUGCCAGCUACCGAGAUAGAGGACCGUCUCGCCGGGGUGCCCGUCUACGCUCUCGCUAACUCCUCCCAGGAGUUUGUGCUCGUGUCCAAGACCCACGGCGGUGGCGGCGCGACGCCGCCGCCGGCGCUCGGGAUGCUCUGCUUCCGGAGGGAGGACGCAGACAUGCUCCUGGCACAGAUGGACGGCGACAUGCGCGCUGGCUCCACAGUCGUGCCCGUUGCGCUCAACAAGGUUAUCCAACUGAAGUCGGAUGGUGUGGCAUUUCGAUUUCUCCCUGAUUCUUCUCAGGUGGCUAAUGCAAUUAAGUUGAUGCAAGACGAAGGGCAAUAUUUUAACGAGGGAUUUCCAGGAGUUCCUGUCUUCCAGUCAAGGAGCCUUGUCCUGAUGAGUGAUAACAAGAGAUAUCGUCCAGUUUUCUUCAGAAAGGAGGAUUUGGACAACUCACUGCACCGAGCAUCUCGUGACCAGCAAAAGCCCAACCCAGUUAUUAGGAUUGGUGAAACACAGGUUUCUUCUUUGGAAGAUAUCAUCAGAUCUAUGAAGGAUAGCUCCUCCUCAGAAUGGGAUGAUGCCGUUUUUAUUCCUCCAGGAUUGGACGUCGCUACUAUCUCAAAGCCAUCACAUGCCAACAAUUAGAUCUUUUUGUGAAUUGAGAGUUGAAGCUGGCCAGCUUGUAUUGUCUAGAAACUAAAAUAUAGUACUUAAUCAUGGUCACAUUAGAAGGAAUAGUACUCCGUAUGAAUUUUCACCCCCUUCA